GAGAAGAUCUAUGCCAUGCCAGACCCGACCAUGCCAGAUGGAUACAUCAAGGCCCUGACCACUCUGUGUGACCUGGCUGACAGAGAACUGGUGGUCAUCAUCGGCUGGGCCAAACACAUCCCAGGAUUCUCCAGCCUGUCUCUGGCAGACCAGAUGAGUCUACUGCAGAGCGCCUGGAUGGAGAUCCUGGUCCUGAACAUUGUGUUCCGCUCGUUGGCCUGUGAGGAGGAGCUGGUGUAUGCUGAGGACUAUGUGGUGGAUGAGGAGCACGCUCGUCUAUCUGGCCUGCUGGACCUGCACGUUGCCAUUCUGCCUCUGGUCCGACGCUAUAAGAAGCUGAGCAUGGAGAAGGAGGAGUUUGUCACGCUCAAGGCCAUCGCCCUCUCCAACUCAGCAGGCAACAAGCUCUCACUGCAGAAUUAG
This is a messenger RNA of Oncorhynchus masou masou (cherry salmon), 423 nucleotides long. Its product is annotated as steroid hormone receptor ERR2-like. The transcript has 3 exons. The coding region runs from base 16 to 423 and encodes 135 amino acids. The record is from RefSeq and is a predicted model, not a curated record. Gene Ontology annotation, biological process: regulation of transcription by RNA polymerase II; nuclear receptor-mediated steroid hormone signaling pathway. Lineage: Eukaryota; Metazoa; Chordata; Actinopteri; Salmoniformes; Salmonidae. Gene Ontology annotation, cellular component: nucleus; chromatin. Gene Ontology annotation, molecular function: estrogen response element binding; nuclear receptor activity.